AUGGCGUCGACCCUGGCGACCUUUACGCUCACCAUCAAUGGUCAGGCCCUGGAUCUUAGUGCUGACAAGACCAUGUUUGAGACAACCACGCGGACGGGGGCGACCCUCGUGGCGUCCAAGUUUGUGUUCGAGGGCGAUCCGGCGACUGCCAGUGGAACGGCCUGUGAGUUCAAUGUGCGCAUGCUGGCCACAACUGCCGCAACCCCCGUGGUGACCUACCUUAUGAAGCGUGUCGAAAACCGCAUCGUGCCAGAGAUAGAUACUCCCACAACACAGGGGAUCCUGCUCACCCUCAAGGGCGUUGUGGUUGCAAACAACACGACGGCCACCACGGCCACGGCCACGGCCACCGGGAUUGGGAUCACCGGCACCACGGACGUGCUGGGGCUGGACCCGCUGACGGCGGAGCUGGUCGUGGACGCAGAGGCCACGCCCAUCACCCAGGUCGUGCUGACGUUUGACUCGGCCACGGGCCCGUUCGCCUGCGUGCAGGCGCCCGUGGCACCGGUCGCAGGCGCAGCCGCGCCAGCCGCGGGUGCAGCCGCGGGUGCAGUGCCAGCCGCUGGGGCCACCGAAACGGGGGCAGAGGAGGUCAGCGCCCUGGACAAGGAGUACGGCCCCCUGAGGCUGCAGACGUGGCUCUUUAUAGGCGGCGGGGUGACCCUGUUCCUGUUUUUCAUCAUCAUUGUUGUUGCAGUGGCCAUGCGGAAGCCAAAGGCCAACCCGAUGAUGUUUUACUAG
Sphaeroforma arctica JP610 is the source of this 741-nucleotide messenger RNA. RefSeq lists its product as hypothetical. Bases 1 to 741 code for a protein of 246 amino acids. The transcript has a single exon. Lineage: Eukaryota; Ichthyosporea; Ichthyophonida. The record is from RefSeq and is a predicted model, not a curated record.